Molecule: messenger RNA, 2491 nt
Organism: Onthophagus taurus
Lineage: Eukaryota; Metazoa; Arthropoda; Insecta; Coleoptera; Scarabaeidae
Gene: Myb
Product: proto-oncogene like protein Myb
Biological process (GO): regulation of DNA-templated transcription
Cellular component (GO): nucleus
Molecular function (GO): RNA polymerase II cis-regulatory region sequence-specific DNA binding; DNA-binding transcription factor activity, RNA polymerase II-specific
Source: RefSeq, a predicted model, not a curated record
GGUCCUGUUCUAAAAGUUGUAGCUUUGGAGAAGGGAUAGAAGUCGAUCUGACGCUGGGGUUGUAUAUGUGCAGAGAGGUCUACAUCAGGGUCUACAGCCAGUCGUGUCGGAAGCAAUUGGCCGAGAUAGACCAACGGCAAGUUCGUGAGUCUUCGCAGCAAACGGUCGCACGUUCAGUUCGGAAAAACGGCGGCGACGUUGUGGCGUGUAGUGUGGAGAAGCUUCCUUUUCAGGGGCCGCAGCGAUUUCGGACAUGUCCUUUUACUACGAUCGUGCCCAGGACUACGGUGCCGACUACGAAACGAAAAAAGAAGAUAGUGAAAGUAGUGGUAAUGAAGAAUCCGAUGAUUCCGGAGUCACCGACGAAACCAAUGUUAAAAACAAGAAGUCGAUCAAUAAGGGGAGAUGGAGUAAAGAAGAAGAUGCUCAAUUAAAACUACUAGUUGAAGAACACCAAGAAAGAUGGGAUGCGAUCGCAGAACAUUUUGCGGAUAGAUCUGAUGUACAGUGUCAACAAAGGUGGACAAAAGUGGUAAAUCCAGAGUUGGUAAAAGGACCAUGGACGAAAGAAGAAGAUGAAAAAGUAAUUGAAUUAGUACAGAGGUUUGGCCCUAAAAAAUGGACGUUAAUAGCCCGGCAUUUAAAAGGAAGAAUAGGGAAACAAUGUCGAGAAAGGUGGCACAAUCAUUUAAAUCCAAACAUAAAAAAAAGUGCUUGGACCGAACAAGAGGAUAGGAUAAUUUACCAAGCGCACAGAGAAUGGGGUAACCAAUGGGCGAAAAUUGCGAAACUUCUUCCAGGUAGAACGGAUAACGCGAUAAAAAAUCAUUGGAAUUCAACGAUGCGAAGAAAAUACGAAGCCGAGUGCCGCGGCGAAGAAGUAAAAAAACCCAGAGCCCGUAAAACAAACAAAUACGCCAACAACAACGUUCAACAACAACCACAAGUUGUACAACAACUCGAAUGCCAAUACAACAUGUACAAUGAUGAAUACAUCGAACUUUAUGACCACGGGAGUCAAUCAAGCUCGGGAGCUCUUUCUGGUGGAGCUCCAACUCCUAGUCCAAGCCCCGUGGCGUCUACACCAAGUUUGUUGAGUACUUAUGAGAAAACAAAUUCACCACCUCAAGUUAUCUCCAGCGCAUCUUCAAACGGAACAAACUUUUUCCAACAAACAAUCGCGUUUAGUAAUCAAAGUCCGCUGAUGUAUGAAGAUCAUUUGUAUAGUUCUGUUGAUAUCGCUCAAUUUAAAGGAGUUGAAAUUCAAAAGCAACCACCACAAAUUCAACCAAAGUCAGAAUUCUUAAAAACGGACCUAAACACUCAAGUAAACGCCGUAGUCAGAGCGCAAACACCACCUAUUUUAAGAAGAGCUAAAAUUAAAAAAUCACGACGGGAGAGUAUUAUGCAGACUGAUUAUAGUAAUAUAGAAAAUGUUGCACCAUCUUCAUACAUACCUGAAGUAAUCGGUUAUAUUGAUACAAAACCUCUUCCAUUAAGUCCAGUAAAAAACCACACCCCAGUGAAACAACUCCCAUUCAGUCCAUCACAAUUCCUCAACAGUCCAAACAUCACCUUCGACGUCGCGCUUUCUUCAACGCCAAAGAAAUUAAUACAUGUUACGACGCCAUCGAAGACAAAACGAAUGGAUUAUAGCCCGUUAAGUACGCCAAGUGGAAUGCCUUUUCAACAUAAAACUGAACCCGUCGAAAAUGAGGUGCUAACGCCCAGCAAAGUAUAUUUAAAAGAUACGCCAAGGACCCCGACUCCUUUUAAGAAAGCUUUAGCGGACAUUGAAAAGAAAUGUGGGCCUUUAAAAUUACUUCCAGGAACGCCAACGAGAUUUGAUGAUAUCACGGAAGUUAUGAGGAAAGAUCACGAUUUAAGUUCGCAUUAUGAAACGGAUACAAGUACAAUUAUUACGGAUGAUAGUGGUUAUGUGUCUAAAAGAAAACAAUCAUUUACAAGUGGAAAAGAAAAUUUUCCAAGUAAAAGAGUAAGAAAAGCAUUAGCUUGGGCACCAUCAAGCACACCAACGUCAGAUUAUUCAAUUACAAUUGAAACGCCGAGUAAAUCGUUAAGAGAUGAAGGUUCGUUAAUCUUUUCAACUCCAUAUGAAAUGAAAGAGUCCUUGGGCGUCGACCUAAUGGACGACGCUCACACAGGAUCAUCCAAGCUUUUCGUAUCCUUUUCCUGGCAGCAUUUGUCCACCAGUCUACCAAUUCGUAGUGCCGAAGCGGCUAAACGCGUAACAUUUAAGGAUUCCGCGUGGACCCAAGUUCCUAAGUUGGAUUGGAAAUGGGUAAUAGUAGCUUGUGGUCGUACAAAAGAUCAACUGGAUAUGACCCAAAAAGCGCAUCGUUACCUUCGUAACACUGGAUUAAAGCCGAGAUCGUUGAAUUUUUAGAAACGAAAGUUUCUUUUAUUUGUACAUUCUAAACAAAUUUGUAUAUAAAAAAAAAUCUACGUUUUUUACUUUUAUAUUUUUCUA